GGAUCGGAGCGGGGCGGCCGCGCCGCCCGGGGCAGGAGGCGGCGGCGGGGGCCAUGGGGAACCUCUUCGGGCGAAAGCGGCGGAGCCGCGUUACCGAGCAGGACAAGGCGGUGCUGCAACUGAAGCAGCAGCGAGACAAGCUGAAGCAGUAUCAGAAGCGGAUAAGUCUGAACCUGGAGAGAGAGCGAGCCCUGGCCAGGCAACUGCUGAAAGAAGGCAAAAAAGAAAAAGCCAUGCUCUUGCUAAAGAAGAAGCGUUACCAAGAGCAACUUCUAGAUAAAACGGAAAACCAAAUCAGCAACUUGGAGCGGAUGGUCCAGGAUAUUGAAUUCACCCAGAUCGAAAUGAAGGUCAUCGAGGGUCUGAAAAUAGGCAAUGAAUGUCUGAACAAAAUGCACCAGGUUAUGUCAAUAGAAGAAGUAGAAAGAAUAAUAGGCGAAACCCAAGAUGCUGUGGAGUACCAGAGGCAAAUAGAUGAGAUACUGGCUGGCAGCCUGACUGAGGAAGAUGAAGAUGCCAUUCUAGAAGAAUUAAACGCUAUUACUCAGGAACAGAUGGAGCUUCCAGAAGUUCCUUCUGAGCCACUCCCAGAGAAGAUCCCAGAAGCGUCACCCGUCAAGAACAGGCCAAAACCAGAACUGGUGGCAGCAUCUUAACUCCCACGUCUGGGGAUUCCCCCACAUAACUUUCAUCCAGGACAGUUUGCCAUCCCAGCGUGUGCUGGGAACAAGCAAUGCCUUGGCAGCAUCCCAGCUGUGCUGGGCGGAUUGUGGAGCAGGAUUCCCCAUGCAGGGUGGGGAACCUCAGCUGAUUAUUGCUCUUGUAUCAAGAUUAUUUUCUAGUGCUUUCUUUUUUUGUAACUUAAAUUCUAAACUCACUCAGCUGCGCUGUCUCGGGAUUAAACAACAACUCUCAAACUUCCAAAGCCAAAUGCUUUCUUUAGGUUUGAUUUCAGUGGUAAAUCUGCCGUUGCUCUGACUGAGUCCCCUGGAAGUCCCACCCUCGGAGCGAUCGCGUGUUUGAAAUGACUGUUCCUGAGCAUCGGGCUGCGCGACAACGAGCCACUGCCCUCGGGAGCCCUCCAGACCGCACUGGUGUCUUCACUCCUCUCGGUCCCUUUGCUUUGCUUCUUCUGAUUCUCUUUGUGGAAGGGCUGCCAGUGUCUCUUGUCCUCGUGUAAAUCACACUGGCUGCCUCUAUGGGCCCUGAAGGGGCACGGGCAGAGUGCAGGCAGCUUAGAAGGCGGCAGCAACCCUGAGCUUCUGCAGGCAGUGACGCUUUGUGCUACAGGGUUGAAAACGGUUCCAUCAGCCUUGUGUGAAACCAGCUUACGCGUGAGGGUGUUCCGUUGGAGCAAAGUUCAGAGUGAUUGCUUGGCUUUGCAUUUGGCAGCAGCGGUGCUGAUUUGCUGGGGGAAAAGCCUGAUCUCUGUGCGAGGUGAAGAGCUGGCCUCUGGCUGGGCGUGAGUCGGAGGCAGUCUGUAACGAUUCCCGUUCAGAUCCCGCUCUGUCUGCCUGCCUCUGGUAACCUGUGGUGCUGAGUGAGACCUGGGGUGACAGAAAUCUGAUGAGCCUUUUAAAAUUACAUCAAGGAGUCUUCUGCCUACAUUAUGAGCCAGGAGUCGUCCCUUGUUGGCUCUGCACCAUCAUCAGAGUUCACCUUUGCAACGUUCAGAUGGGCUGAGAUCGAUUCUGCUUCCAGUUGUCAGUUUGUGUUUGGUAUUUCCUUGUAGGGUUAGAGACAGGAAAGGUCAGGCUGGGGAAAACAUGAGGCUCAAUCUGCACCAGACAUGAGGCAUGAAGCUUCUUAAAUCGACACUCCAAAGACUGCUCAAUAAGUAGUUAGAGGGGAGACCAGUUCCUUCUGAGCCCGCACUGUGGAGGAUGGUCUGGUGCUUAGUGUGGUGUAGCGGGGCGCUCGGGUCGGCACGGAUGAUGAGGUGUUUGGAGAGCUGCCUGGCCAGCCAGGUGGCAGGCAGAUUUAGCUGUUCUUGGAAGCAAGCUUACUUGCCAGCUUGCAGAUGCUCUUCAGGACACUGCAGAUCUUUCUCUAUUACGUUCUUGAAGCCACAACCCUUAGUCCCUGUUUCUGUGACAGCAGGAGAAGGACCAGAGGGUCCUUGGAGACUUCUAGUGACUGCCUUAGGGGUUAUGUGAUCUGGUGCUAGACAAUAAUAAGUAAUCCCAGAGACUGUGCUGCUCUCCAUGGGGUGGCGGGCCAGCAGCAGCUCUGUUUCUGAGUCGUGCUUUCUGUGUCAUCUCUGUUUGUUACAUUCCAAAGACUGGCCGGGGCAUCCUCGUCCUCCCGCAUGCAUGUGCCUUCAAGGCAGCGUGCACCUUGGAAUUGCCCUGUUUUCAAUUCCACUGCGCUCUUUCUCUUAACUAAUGUUUCAUAACAAAGCUGGGGUCCCACAAGCCUUGGACCCGUGUUUACUAAGCAGUGCAACUUUAGCAAACAAAUAACUUUCUCUGAAGUCGGCAGAGUGGGUUUAAACUGCUCCUUGUGCCUAUGCCGAAUGCACCGGUUACCCCAGCCAGUGUUUGGAACAGCCAAACCCGUCACCCAGCUUUCAGAGCCGGAGCUAAAAUGGGACAGGGCUGUAUCCUGUUCUAUGCUCCUGUGAUUUUUUUUCUCUAGGCAAGGCUGUUGCUCUGCUCUGAGUGACCAUCCUGGCUGUCUUGUAAUGCAUACUUUUUCCACCAGAGAGAGCCUUGUCUUCAUCAGCACGGUGGUGUCUGUAGCAUUUUUGUGCAACGUUUUUCCUUCAAGGCUCCUUCAGUCCGUUGCUAGCCUGGUGUCGACUUGUUUAAUUUUACCCUAUUUAAUUUGUAAUUCAUAGGAGUGAAUGCUGGACUCUCCCAAGAAGGUCUUGAGGGGACCUUUCCUGGGAGCACAGCUUUUGCUGCUAGCACUUUGUGUAAACCCUGUUAAAUAGGGUUGGCACGCAUCACCACGCACGAGGAGGGAGAGAGCACCGCAGGCCGUAUGCUCCAGUUUUCUUUCUUGUGAACGUCCUGGCAGCGAGAGCGACACGAGCCAACCGUCCCCAGGGGAAGCUGCGGCGAGGCUGUGCCAGGUCCCGGGGACUGCCGGCCGGGGAGCUGAACGCCCGGUGCUGUCUGCGUUCUCGGGUGGAAGCUGGUCCAGAGAGCGAGUGAGGUUAGUGCUGAAAGGGUUAAUGUAGCUCCUUGCAUUUGUUAAUACAUUAAAGAGGCCAUUUACUGAACUAACAGGAAAGUUUGGAGCAGCUUGCCAACAGCUUCCUCUUCUAAUCCCUGCACCAAACAGAUUGUACUGUGUCUCCUUGAGAGGAAGAGCCAGGAGUGGUGUGUGACCUCUGUGGUGUGCUGUAACAAUAAACUAUUUCUAAUGGUUUCACCGA
Molecule: messenger RNA, 3382 nt
Organism: Aquila chrysaetos chrysaetos
Lineage: Eukaryota; Metazoa; Chordata; Aves; Accipitriformes; Accipitridae
Gene: CHMP6
Product: charged multivesicular body protein 6
Exons: 8
Coding region: 54-656 (200 amino acids)
Biological process (GO): vesicle budding from membrane; late endosome to vacuole transport via multivesicular body sorting pathway
Cellular component (GO): ESCRT III complex; multivesicular body
Source: RefSeq, a predicted model, not a curated record